This is a messenger RNA of Tremella mesenterica DSM 1558, 483 nucleotides long. RefSeq lists its product as uncharacterized. Bases 1 to 483 code for a protein of 160 amino acids. The record is from RefSeq and is a predicted model, not a curated record. The transcript has 4 exons. NCBI's taxonomy places the organism in Eukaryota, Fungi, Basidiomycota, Tremellomycetes, Tremellales, Tremellaceae.
AUGUUGUACUGGGCUGUCAAUGUCUCACAGAGACAGGGUACUCCUUGGGGAACUAUGGCUUACUACGCUGUGGUAAUACAUUUGGUGGUAAACAAUAAGAGAAAGAUACGGUUUACACCACGCUCAACAACCGAUGUACAUUCUCGGACUACCUUCCGUCCACCUGAGAACAUGCGAGCCAUAGCAACAUCAGCCUCGAGUUACACUACCAAGGGAGGUAGACUUAGGCCUGCUGAAUAUCAAAAACGCAAAAUCUUUGUCUCUACUGUGGUGACAAAGGACAUAUGGUACUCAAAUGUCCAGUUGCUCCACCUCACCGUAAACCUGCUAGAUAUUAAGCUAGCAUGCAAUCCCAUUGGGAUAAGCUUGAACCCCAAGUCUACAAACCGCGGUAACCUGGGAUUGGAGGGUAACGAGAAACAGGUCUCCGUUUCACUUGGCUCCACAUUUCCUUCUAUUGAAAACUUUUAUAUAACCCAAUAA